Messenger RNA from Loa loa (African eye worm), 4218 nucleotides. Its product is annotated as zinc finger protein. Bases 1 to 4218 code for a protein of 1405 amino acids. NCBI's taxonomy places the organism in Eukaryota, Metazoa, Nematoda, Chromadorea, Rhabditida, Onchocercidae. Gene Ontology annotation, molecular function: DNA-binding transcription factor activity; RNA polymerase II cis-regulatory region sequence-specific DNA binding. The record is from RefSeq and is a predicted model, not a curated record. The transcript has 10 exons. Gene Ontology annotation, biological process: regulation of transcription by RNA polymerase II.
AUGCAGCACGAUAAGAAUGCUACUAGAACGGCUGGCAUAAGCCUAUCGUCCAUCACGCCUUAUGACAGUUUCGUCCAACAACAACAACAACAACAACAACAACAGCAACAACAACAACAACAACAACAACAACAACAACAACAACAACAACAAGAGGAACAACAACAACAACAACCAUCAAGUGGUAGUUCAGUGCUACCUACCCGAUUGACAACAUCGAAGUCUUCUGAGCUAUUAAAUUCAGAUGAAGGAAAUUCUCCGGGAGUACAGGAUUCGUUGCAACAGCAACAACAUCAGAGUGACACGACGCAGAAACUGUUAGCUCAUUUGAGUUCAACAAUUAACAGCAGUCCUGUACCACACGUAGUAACACCUCAAGAAAUUUACAUAGCUGCUGCAGCUGCAGAAGAAGCCAAACUGCUGGAAACAAGGAAACAACAACUUCUCCAAAAAUUGCAACAGCAACUGAACAGCAGUAAGGUAUCCGCUAAUGGUACCGCCAAUGCAGCUGUCGCAGCGCAACUUUGGCUGCAGCAAAGUUGCGCUACGACAACUGCAUUGCAACAGCAGCAACAGCAGCAAAAGCUGGCUAAUAGGACAAACCAAAAUCAACCCUCGAUAACUUUGACUAAUCAUUCCACUGCUGCAAAUCUCAUACCUGAAUCACAUGCACAACAACAAAGUACAACUCUUCAACAGGAUAUCCAGCAUCAGCAGCAACAGCAGAAAUUGCGGCAAACUGCAUUCCCUAAUCCCGAUUACCAGCAGCUUGUACAGAAUGGUGAUUUACAAAUGAAAGAUCAAAGUGAACAGCAGUCACUUUUAGAUUCCAAAACUGUUACAGUACCACAACAUCAUACUUUUCCAUCACACCAUCCUGUAGGACAUACUGACGAUGGUUCCAGUGCCUUCCGGCAACCACUACGUCAGCAAUACUUGUUUGAUGAAAAUACGGAAACACAGCAAGAUCGUGCUACUGCUGCAACAGUGGCAGUAACUCGAGAUUGUGAUGAUACAUUAGUUUUUGCAGUACCAUCGUUAUCAUCGUCAACUUCUUCGUUUAUGACAUCUUUGCCACGAAAUCAUCUCUCAUCCGUGGAAAGAGAUUGUCACAACGAAGAAGAGGAUGCCACCGAAUCGAGGCUUGUCAUCAGUGAUACCGAAAUGACCGAUGAUUGUGGUGAAACUAAUAAAGCAAGUGAGUCCUAUCCAAUUAGCAAGGUAGUUGAUGAAGGAGAAGGAGGAGGAGAAGGACAACCGUUGUUAACAACCGAAAUCAGCAGUGAAAUUAUCGGCAUUUCAACAUAUGGAACUUCGGGUGCAGUGAUUCAUGCGGAUAAUGAUGAAUUUGUUGAAAAAACGGAUAACACCGAUGAACAACCAAAAAUGAAAUCUAUUUUAGAUUUCGUAGACGGCGAAGUGGAAAUAGAUGUUGAGCAUAAAGAAAGUGAUGAAGAUGAAACGGAUGAAAUACCGAUAGCAGAUGAUGAUGGUGCCGGAAGCGGAAUGGUUGAUGAUAGUGGGACCAGGCUUCUGGUGAAUAAUAUGGAAUCCCCCGAAAUAUGCGGAACGCAUAAGGAAAGACCGCUUGAACAAACUCGAUUUGCGGCAAUGUGUAUUGAAGAACGUAUCCUAAACGAAAAAUUAGUCCCUUGCACAACAUCUUCAGCUGUAACAACCUCAAGCUCCGUGUCAAACACUGUCAGUCCAUGCCAUCGUUUCGUACCGCAAACAGUAUCUGCAACACAAAGUCCACGGUCCGAAUCCGUUUCCAGUACAUCUGGGUCGUCAACAUUUUGCCGUGCUCCCGGCCUAGGUCCAGUAAACACAACGGAAGCGCAGCAGCCUGGUACUACACUUCCACUUGUCUGUAAUAUCUGUGGCUUCUCAUGUAACUCCAAAUUCCACUACAAUUCUCAUAUGAACACCCAUGGUGAUCAUCAAUGCACGAUGUGUGACUAUACGUCACGCACGGAAGGACGUUUAAAGAAGCACAUGCGUGACUCACAUACCGUUGAGGAGCAACUUGCAGCAGGUCUCGACGUAGAACAAGCGCUAACUAGCAGUACUUCGACAUCGAGUACAUCGCUGGCACGAAUCACAACAACGUCUGUGGAUGCUAGCAAUCUUUCCACCUCGAUGGCUUCCGUCUUGGAAGCAGCUAAUCUGGCAGCAGCUGCACAAGCUGCGGCACAAGCCGCUGCUGCUGGCUGUUCAUCCAACUCAAGCAGUGGUCCGGCCACGUCAGUACCAAGUGAUUGCGGUAGUGGUCUCAGUUUGCCAUCCGGUUCGGGAACUCCGUCAUCUAGUGAUAUAAUGCCAUCAUCAUCGCUUUCCGGUGCUGCACAAUCUAUAAGUGGAUUGGUGCCAUCAGCUCUGGAUCAAAUUCGUGCUUUCACGGAAAAUCCAAGCGUGCUACCGGAUUUAUCAUCAGCAAAUUUAGCAACAGCACUGAUCUCACAAGGUCUUCUUAGCUCACAAACAUUCCACGAAAGCAUGAAAUCGAUAAACAGCGAUGAACAGUCAAUCAGUCCGGUGAACGGUGAUAAGCCAAGGCAAUGUUCGAGCAAACCAAAAACAUAUAAAUGCAAACAAUGUAGUCAUAUUAGUACUUCUAAGGAAGAGCAGUGGACCCAUGCCCGAACUCAUAUACCGGUCGAAAAGCAACUUGGCUGUACACGAUGCGGUUUUGUCACCGAAUACAAGCAUCAUUUGGAAUAUCAUUUGCGGAAUCACAUGGGAUCUAAACCAUUCCACUGUAAGAAAUGCGCUUAUUCCUGUGUCAACAAAUCGAUGCUUAAUUCACAUAUGAAAUCACACACAAACGUUUAUCAAUUUCGUUGUCGUGACUGUACCUAUGCUACAAAAUAUUGUCAUAGCUUGAAAUUACAUUUAAGGAAGUACAAUCAUAAUCGAGCUACUGAUGUCACCGAUUCAGCUGCAAGUAUUGCUGUCAAUGCUACCGCUAGCACGAGUAACUUUUGUAAUGGUUCAACGCAAUCAGUUACGGAAAAUGAUGAUACGGCGAUGCGACGUCUAAGCGAAUCUCUUGCUGUACAAUCUGUUGAUGGUUCCUCACCGGAACCAUUACCAACAACAUCAACUAUGGCACAAGAGUUAACUGCUGCAUUGGGUAUGACACCAGUUGUCACAAGUAAUUCUCUAAACAUAGCUUCACAUUUGCUCUUUCGACAGCAACAUCAGAUGGAAGAAAUGGAAUUGUUGCUUCGAUUGAAAAAUAUAACUGAGAUGAAUCCAGGUGCUAUGCUUGGCAUAUCUUUGCAAUGUCCAGCAUGUAGUUAUCAAGCAAUCAAUCAGAGCGAUAGUUUACGACAUCAAUUGAGCCAUCUGAUAGGUCCAAAUGGCGAAAAUCCACUCAUACCACUGUAUAAUAUAUUUGGCAUACCACAAACAGCUGGUGUACCCAGCGAAACAUCAUUCGAAUCAAGCAGUAACCUGAACGAACCAAUGGAACAACAGGAUGAUGAAAUGGAAACAUCAAAAGUGGAAGUGGAUGAUUUUAUCAGUGGUACUGAUAUUGAUGAAAAACCUGGUAUAGCUGAUUCAGAUGAUCAUAUUAUGAGUGAUAUUUCUGGUGAAUCAGAUGAUUCACCAAGUUCUGGAAAAAGCAGCACUGAUGAGGGUUCAUCCGGUAUGGAACAGGAAAGUGAUAGAGGUGCGAAAAAGCGAAAAGCUGGUUUAAAGUUAAACCAAAUCGCUGCACGGCUUCAGGAGAAAAAUUCACCAGAAAAUCCCGGUUCCAUUGAUAGUAUAGAUGACUCUAAGUAUGAAGGAUUGCUAUUAUCAGGAAUGAAAGAGAAUGCAAUGAAUGAAAUGAGCGGAACAUCCUUAGGUAUAGUUUUAGAUUCACAAGAAGCGCCAUCGAUGUCAUCAUUACCAUCAACAACAUCGUUAGCACCACAACCACAAAUAAUACCACCACUUGGAAUGCAAAAUGAUCUAAUUAAUUUAAGUAAUUUAAAUAUUUUCCAACAAGCAUGUAUCGCUCAUAUGCAAGAAAUGGAGCGUAAGCUGCAUAUCCUAGAAUUAUGGCGUUUUUCAUGUGGACAUUGCAAAAUGGCAUUCCAAGAUGAGCCACUAUAUCAUAUUCAUAUGGGAUAUCAUGGUUAUGAGAAUCCAUUCAAAUGUAAUCGUUGUGGCCAAGCAUGUUCCGAUUUUCUCACCUUCAAUCUUCAUUUGCUACAAGCAAAACAUUGA